UGCAACCUUUCUCUUUGCAUGUCUUUAUGUGCUGAUAUGGCACAGAAAAGGGAAAGGACUAUGGUUUCUCCUUUGCAAGACUAGCAGCAAAACUGAGAAAAAAUACGAGGCAAUGAUAGUGUCAUAUGGAUCCCUAGCUCCAAAAAGAUACAUGUACUCAGAGGUAAUGAAAAUAACGUCUUCUCACAGCAAUCAGCUUGGAAAAGGUGGUUAUGGUGUGGUUUUCAAAGGAAGACUACAUGAUGAUCGUCUAGUGGCUGUGAAAUUCUUGCAUGACUGCAAAGGAAAUGGGGACGAGUUUGUGAAUGAGGUUAUGAGCAUUGGCAGGACCUCUCAUGUUAAUAUUGUUAGCUUAUUUGGGUUUUGUUUGGAGGGAUCAAAACGUGCUCUUAUAUAUGAGUACAUGCCCAACGGUUCUUUGGAUAAGUACAUUUACUCAGAGAACCCCAAAGAAAUUUUAGGAUGGGAGAGGCUCUACGCGAUAGCACUCGGGAUUGCUCGUGGCCUCGAAUACUUGCACCAUAGCUGUAACACACGUAUCGUCCAUUUUGAUAUCAAGCCCCAAAAUAUCCUUCUAGACAAAGAUUUUAACCCAAAGAUUGCUGAUUUUGGUCUAGCUAAAUUGUGUCAUACAAAGGAGAGCAAUCUUUCAAUGACUGGAGCUAGAGGAACAAUUGGGUUCAUCGCUCCAGAAGUUCACUCUCGAACCUUCGGGGUGGUUUCAACAAAGUCAGAUGUUUAUAGUUAUGGAAUGAUGCUUUUGGAAAUGGUUGGAGGCAGGAGAAAUGUAAAAUCAACUGUUGCAAAAUCCAGCGAAAAGUAUUUUCCAGACUGGAUUUAUGACCACUUUGCGCAAGAUGAUGGAUUACAAGCAUGUGAAGUCACAGGAGAAACUGAGGAAAUCGCAAGAAAGAUGACAUUAAUUGGCUUGUGGUGUGUACAAAUAUUGCCUGCAUAUCGCCCUGCCAUAACCAAAGUUCUAGAAAUGUUCGAGAGAAGCUCAGAUGACAUGGACAUGCCACCGAAGCAAAACUUCUCUGGAUUGCUUGAAAGUUCAGCUCACAAUAUGGAUGUACAAAGUUCAAGUUCUACCAGAUCUGAGGAGAUCAGCCUUGUGAAUUCAAAAAUCGUACAACAAUCGCCAACUCUUUGAGCAGAUAAGCCUUGUGAAUCAAAGAACCUACAUUCAUUUCCAACACUGUGAGAUGGUGGCCCUGUACUAGAGUACAUUCAGAAAUUGAACAAGCGCAGUGAAAUUCGGCAUUGUAGUAGAACAUAUUCCAUGUAGAGUCAAGAGCAUCCACAUGCCAGCGUCCUAAUUCUGAUAAGUGUUGUGUUCCAACUGCUAAAAGGCAUCGGAGGCA
Messenger RNA from Triticum urartu, 1364 nucleotides. The record is from RefSeq and is a predicted model, not a curated record. Lineage: Eukaryota; Viridiplantae; Streptophyta; Magnoliopsida; Poales; Poaceae.